Molecule: messenger RNA, 1145 nt
Organism: Rhizophagus irregularis DAOM 181602=DAOM 197198
Lineage: Eukaryota; Fungi; Glomeromycota; Glomeromycetes; Glomerales; Glomeraceae
Source: RefSeq, a predicted model, not a curated record
CUGAAUCAAGUUUGUGAUAAAUAAAUCAUAAUUGUUUUUAUUUUGUUUCAGAAUUCAGAUAUUGAGAAUAUUAUAUGAUUAUUUCAAAUGAAAUAUUUUUAAAGUUGAAUAAGGAAUAAAAAUUUAAUUAAAAUUCGGUCAUAAAAUAAAAAAAUUUUUUUUUUUAAAAAAAAAAAGAGAUUGUAGAUCGACUAUCCAUCUUGUCUAUUAUUAUAAAUAAAUUUGGUCUAAGCCACGUUACUUAUUGCGAGAAUUGAGAUUUUACUGCGGAGACAAUUUAACGAUAAAUGGGCGCGCUUAAUGAUAAUAUAAUUUUAUUGUUAUUUAUCAACAUAUUAGAAAUAAAGAUGGGAUUAAUGAAUAUUCAAACAGUAAAUCAUCCAAUAAAAUUCUCAUUCAACAGUUUCGAUCCAAAACUUACAUUUUCAAGGUCAACAUUUUCUUGUUUUGUCAUUAAAAAAGAAUAUGAAGUACUUCAUAAAUAUAGCUUUCUUAGAUCAACUCUUUCCAAGCUUGCAACUGAAAAGUGGAAAGAAUUAUCUGAUGAUGCUAGAAGAGUAUAUUUGAAUUUUAGCAGUGAUGCUAUUGAAUAUAAUUCUUAUAAAACUAGUUGGAUUGAAAUGAAAAAUCAGUUUCAUUAUAAUGAAAAAAAUAUUCCUUAUAAUUUUAAUUUAAUUUAUCGUGCUAGUAGGGAUUGUAAUACAGUUGCAGCAUUUCAUACUAAAUGUGAUAAUAAAGGUGUUACAAUUGUUAUAGUAAAAAUCACAAAUUCAGAACAAAUAGUUGGAGGAUAUAAUCCACUUUAUUGGGAUUCGCGUAAUGCAUGGGAAUCUACUUAUGAUAGCCUAUUAUUCUCAUUUAUAGAUAAAAAUGACCUUCAAAAUGCAAAAGUAAGUUAUAGUAACGAUAAUCAAUAUUCUAUACGAAAUUGUCCAUCUGUUAGUCCAGCAUUUGGCGGUAGUAUUGACUUAUUUUUUAAUAAUAAUGAGUGGUGUAGCAAUUCAAUUCAAAAUAGUUCUGUCUCUUCUUAUCCUGAAGUUGGUAUGCCAGCAAGAUUUAAAGCAGAUGACUUUGAAGUUACCGAACUCUUGGUUCUCGACUCCCAUUUCAAUUUGAUAAGUGCUUUGGAUAAAUAUUGGUUUUAG